GGAGGGUCUGAGUGAAGGGGCACUGAACACAUAGUGAUUAGUUUCGGAGUGUUGUCAGUUGCAGUCCUGGGGGUGAGGAGCUGCAGUUUAGGCUGACUGAUCUGACAGGUGCUUUCCGAGGAGACCCCAUCCUGAGAGCCGCUGCUUCCGAUUGCAACUUCCCGCAGAAAGUUUGCAAACAACCAGCCCUGGGAACUGGAGUUCCCCACAACCGUUACCACCGAGAGGCUGCAUUUGGGACCAUGAACACCCUCAUCCUCACACUCUGCGUUGUGGUAGGGACAGGGUUUGCUCAGGGUCCUGAUUCGGUCCAUGGCUGUGCCCAAGGGAGCUGCUAUCCAGCUACUGGGGACCUACUGGUGGGUCGUCAGAACAAGCUAACGGCAUCGUCCACCUGUGGCCUGAGGAGACAGCAGCCGUACUGCAUCGUGAGUCAUCUACAGGAUGAGAAAAAAUGUUUCAUCUGUGAUUCCCGUAAACCGUAUGAUCGACUGCGAAAUCCCAACAGCCACAGAGUGGAAAAUGUGAUUACAACGUUCGCACAAUAUCGUAAAAAGGCCUGGUGGCAAUCAGAAAACGGUGUGUCCAAUGUCCACUUACGUCUGGACCUGGAGGCAGAGUUCCACUUCACCCACCUCAUCAUGACAUUCAAGACCUUCAGGCCUGCUGCUAUGUUGAUUGAGCGCUCUGCAGACUUUGGCCGCACAUGGCAGGUCUAUCGGUACUUCAGUUAUGAUUGUGCCACUGACUUCCCGCAUGUCUCUCGGGGACCCCUCAGAAAGGUGGAUGAUGUUAUCUGUGAAUCGCGUUACUCUGACAUUGAGCCAUCAACUGAGGGAGAAGUAAUCUAUAGGGUUCUGGAUCCAGCAAUUCCUAUUGAAGAUCCUUACAGUCCUCAGAUCCAGAAUUUAUUGAAGAUCACCAACCUGCGUGUGAAUUUCACCAAGUUACACACCCUGGGAGACAAUCUGCUCGAUUCACGGCAUGAGAUUAAAGAAAAAUACUACUACGCUGUGUAUGAAUUGGUGGUGCGGGGAAACUGCUUCUGCUAUGGUCAUGCCAGUGAAUGUGCCCCCAUUGAAGGAAUUCGAGGAGAUAUCGAAGGAAUGGUUCAUGGCAGGUGUAUGUGCAAUCACCAUACGAAUGGGUUAAAUUGUGAGAGGUGUGAUGACUUCUAUAACGAGUUGCCUUGGAGACCAGCCAAGGGACGGAAUACCAAUGCUUGUAAACGGUGUAAUUGUAACAAUCACUCUGGGAGGUGUCACUUCGACAUGGCAGUGUACUUAGCCACAGGGAACGUGAGUGGAGGUGUGUGUGAUGAUUGUCACCAUAACACGAUGGGCAGGAACUGCGAGAUGUGUAAACCGUUUUAUUACCAAGACCCAUCCAGAGACAUCCGGGACCCCAGAGUCUGUGUUCCAUGUGACUGUGACCCUGACGGCUCCCUGAAUGGUGGAAUCUGUGACAGUCGGGAUGAUCCGAACCUGGGAAUGAUCGCUGGGCAGUGUCGGUGUAAGGAGCAUGUGGAAGGGUCUCGAUGUGACAAAUGUAAAGCUGGCUACUUUGGGCUGAGCACUGAAAACCAACAGGGCUGUCAACCUUGUUGGUGUGAUCCCUUUGGGACGGUAGCAGGCGGACUACCCUGUGACCCCGUGAGUGGAGACUGUUUCUGUAAGAGGCUGGUGACUGGGCGCAGCUGUAACCAGUGCCUGAGUGAACACUGGGCAUUGAGCCAUGACCUCAACGGCUGUCGAGCCUGUGACUGUGAUGUGGGAGGUGCAUAUGACAAUCUCUGCUCGAUGGAAACUGGCCAGUGUCGCUGUCGGAGUCACAUUGUCGGCAGGCAGUGUACGCUUGUGGACUCAGGGUAUUUCUUCAUGGCUCUCGAUCACUACACGUAUGAGGCAGAGCUGGCUCAACUCAGCAUGGGAGCAACUGUUUUACAUCGAGAGCACACUGAAAGUCGUCCUGUCACAUGGACUGGAACUGGAUUCGCAAAAGUUCCAGAAAGGGGCGUGUUGCAAUUUCAGAUUAAUAACAUUCCGUAUUCGAUGGAAUAUGACUUGGUAAUCCGCUACGAACCACAGGUAAUUAAAAGGGAAAUUGUAUUAUAUCAGUAUGUGGUCCUCCCUCAGCCAGUCUGCCUCGAACAUGCAGUCAGCUACACAAUCCGGUUUGAAUUCAAACGUUAUUCUUCCCGUGAGAGGAUUCCUAAUGCCAAUAUUCUUGUGGACUCUAUCGUGUUGGUUCCUCGCUAUUCCUCCAUGGAGAUGUUUAUUGCCGGAGAUGCUGCCUCUAUCAGGAGGAAGGAGACCUUUGAGCGUUAUCGCUGCCAUGAGAACAGCAUUCCAGUUGUCAAGCCAACAAUAACGGACAUCUGUGCCAAACUGAUCAGCAGCAUGUCAGCUAUAAUUCACAACGGGGCUCUGCCUUGCCAGUGUGACCCUCAGGGUUCACUGAGUUCGGAGUGUGAGUUGAAUGGGGGGCAAUGUCGUUGCAAGCCCAGAGUGAUCGGCCGACAGUGUCAACAGUGUGCUCCUGGAACAUAUGGCUUUGGCCCAGUGGGCUGUCAAGCUUGUAAUUGUAAGCGGGAGGGAUCGUACAACACGUUCUGUGACCAGCUGACUGGGCAGUGCCAAUGCCGGGCUGGAGCAUUCGGUCGGCAGUGCAGAGAAUGCCAACCUGGUCACUGGGGCUUCCCAAGCUGCCAGCCGUGUCACUGCAAUGGGCUUGCGGAGAGCUGUGACCAACAGACUGGAACCUGCCUUAACUGCCGAGGCAACACUGUGGGACAAAACUGUGAGCGAUGUGCUGCCAGUUACUAUGGAAACCCCAUACUGGGUUCUGGGGAUCAGUGCCGUCCUUGCCCAUGCCCUGGAGCUCUCAGCAGUGGACGACAUUUUGCCACCUCAUGCUACCAGGAUCCUGGGACGAGACAAGUGGUGUGUAACUGUGACGAAGGUUACACAGGUUCUCGAUGUGAAGAAUGUGCACCGGGUUACUAUGGUAACCCCUUGCUACCGGACGGUAGGUGUUUGCCCUGUAUGUGCCACAACAAUAUCGAUGUCAACGAUCCUCAGUCAUGUGACCGACAGACGGGUCAGUGCCUAAAAUGUCUGUACAACACGGAGGGGGCUCGCUGUGAACAUUGUCGCCUGGGUUACUAUGGUGAUGCCUCUCGACGCAGCUGCAGAAGUAAAUUUUACGUUUUAUGUUUCAUAAGGAGAAUUGUUUAUGUAACACUUUGUGCUGUGUCCAGCAUGCCUUGUUGGUUUUCAGCUCUCUUAAAGUUCACUGGCCAGUGUCAUUGCCGCCCUGGGUUUGGGGGUCAGUUUUGCACAGACUGCCAGGAGAAUUACUGGGGCAAUCCCAAUGUGCAGUGUCGAGUGUGUGAUUGUGACCAUCGAGGCAUCGCUACAAGCCAGUGUGAUCGGGUGACCGGGCAUUGCAUGUGCCGUCAAGGGGUAUCUGGGGUGCGUUGUGACAAGUGUGCCCGUGGAUUCUCAGGACAGUUCCCAGACUGCUACCCUUGCCAUCAGUGUUUUGGAGACUGGGAUCGCAUUGUGCAGGACUUAGCAGCUCAGACAAGGAGUCUGGUGGAGCGAGCCAGUGAGAUUAGACUAACUGGAGUCAGUGGUUUCUAUGAAAGUAACUUCCGUGGCCUGGAGGAGAAGUUGCUGCAGGCUCAGAGGAUUGUAAAUGCACGAAACACAACUGCUAUGGCAGUGGCAGAGCUCAUGAAUGUGAUAAGAGACCUACGGAACCAAAUUUCUGGGACCACAAACAUCUUGAAUGGACUUGAAGACGUUCUAACUGCAGUACAAAACCAGAACAGUGGCGCGAGUGUUGAACUGAGUAACCUGGAACGUGAAGCAAAAGCCCUGAAUCUUUCCAGCAAGGAGUUAUCCAGACAGCUUGACAUACUGAAGCACUCCAAUUUCCUUGGGGCUUAUGACAGUAUACGAAACUCUUACGAUCAGUCGUGUCAGGCAGAGAGGAUAGUAAAUAGUUCCACAGUGACCUUCCCCAGUAUUAUCAGUGCAUCUGCUGGCACCCGUCGUAAGACGGAGCUCUUGAUGAGAACGAGGAAGGAUGAUUUCAAUCGGAAGAAUGCUGCCAACAGACGUGCUCUGAAUGACUUGGCUGCCAAAGUGCAAACAUUAAAUUUGAAGAACAUUAAUGAAAAGGUGUGCGGUGCCCCUGGAGAUUUACCAUGUGCCGACAGCCCAUGCGGUGGGGCUGGAUGUUAUGAAGAUGAUGGAACCAAGCACUGUGGGGGUCUGAACUGCAAUGGUGCUGUUGCAGUAGCUGACACUUCUCUUGAUCGAGCCCAACAGUCAGAAGAAGAACUCCAGAGAGCAAUGAAUGAGGUGGAGGAACUAUUUCAGAAGGUUGCUCAGGCUAAGGUAAAGGCAAAUGAAGCGAAGCAGAAAGCUCAGAUGACUUUGAACAAAGCAAAUGAUGCCAAAGACCGGAUUAAUCGUUCAAACAAAGAACUGCGUGACCUCAUAAAACAGAUCCGAGACUUUCUUACACAGGAGGGUGCAGACCCUGACAGCAUUGAGAUGGUGGCCAGUCGUGUUCUGGAGCUCUCAAUUCCUGCCUCCCCCCAGCAAAUCCGUUACCUUGCAGAGGAGAUAAAAGACAAGGUCAGUAGUUUGUCUAACGUGGAUACCAUCUUGGAUCAGACCGCUGAUGAUGUGAGGAAAGCAGACCAGCUCCUUCAGGAUGCAAGAAGGGCAAGGAGCCGUGCAGAAAAUGUUAAAAACACAGCCGAAGCAGUGAAGCAGGCCCUGGAGGAGGCUAGCCAAGCUCAGCAUGCUGCACAAAGUGCAAUCAGCCGUGCAAAGGGAGACAUUGAAGAGACUGAUCAGACCCUAAAUGGGAUACGGAGUGAAACAGUGAGUGCGGAGAGAGAGUUGAUGAAGGCCAUGGACAGACUGGCACAGCUUGACAACAGAAUUGAUGCACUGAAAAUGAAACGAGCCAACAACAGCCUGGUGGCAUUGCGUGCAGAAGAAACUGCUUCAGUAGCACGAGAGAAAGCCAAUGAGGCCAAACAGAUGCUGGAGGGACAGCUCUCAGAUAAAUAUAAAAUUAUGCGUGGUCUUAUAGACCGAAAGAGUGGCACAGUUUUCGAUGCUAAACACAGAGCGGAGAGUCUUCGAGAUGAAGCCAAGCAACUCCUGAGAGCUGCACAAGAGAAGCUGGAGAGAUUGAAUGAUCUCGAGGGUCAGUAUGAAGCGAAUGAACAGGUUCUGCAAGAGAAGGCCCGGCAGCUGGAUGGCCUGGAGGACAAGAUGAAAGAAAUUUUGACAGCCAUUAAUCAACAGAUCCAAAUCUACAAUACCUGCCAAUAAAUGGACACUUGCCAAAAAAGAAAAUAAACCUACAUAUAAAUAAG
This is a messenger RNA of Chiloscyllium plagiosum (whitespotted bambooshark), 5404 nucleotides long. The record is from RefSeq and is a predicted model, not a curated record. Lineage: Eukaryota; Metazoa; Chordata; Chondrichthyes; Orectolobiformes; Hemiscylliidae.